Molecule: messenger RNA, 5049 nt
Organism: Nerophis lumbriciformis (worm pipefish)
Lineage: Eukaryota; Metazoa; Chordata; Actinopteri; Syngnathiformes; Syngnathidae
Source: RefSeq, a predicted model, not a curated record
AUGGCUAGGCGGAGGCUGCUUCUUCUGCUGCUGUUAGUCGGGGCGCACAGUGGGGGGUGUACACCGGGGGACGCCCCGGGCAAAUUCAAAGGCAGCUGGAGGUGGAAAGGAGACCGAGGCCAGACUGGAGUGACGCAGGACGGAGUGAAAGAGGGUCCAACGGCGGCUCCCACCACGGGACAUGGCGAUGACAACUCUUUGGGCUACACAGGAUCCCGUCUGCGCCAAGAGGACACGCCGCCCCGGAUUGUUGAGCAUCCGUCCGAUCUGAUCGUCUCCAAAGGCGAGCCAGCCACCCUCAACUGUAAGGCAGAGGGCCGGCCCUCGCCCACCGUGGAGUGGUACAAGGAUGGCGAGCGGGUGGAAACUGACCGGGAUGACCCACGCUCGCACCGCAUGUUGCUGCCUAGCGGCUCACUCUUCUUCCUGCGCAUCGUGCACGGGCGGCGGAGCAAGCCGGACGAAGGCUCCUAUGUCUGCGUUGCCCGUAACUACCUUGGAGAGGCAGUGAGCCACAACGCCUCGCUGGAAGUAGCCAUUCUGCGUGAUGACUUCAGACAGAAUCCAGCCGACGUGAUCGUAGCAGCCGGAGAGCCAGCCGUCCUGGAGUGUCAACCGCCCCGUGGACAUCCAGAACCCACCAUAUCCUGGAAAAAAGACGGCCUAAACAUUGAUGACCGAGAUGAAAGAAUCACAAUACGCAGCGGGAAACUGAUGAUCACCAACGCGAGGAAGAGCGACGCUGGGAAGUAUGUCUGCGUAGGGACUAACAUGGUCGGUGAACGGGAGAGCGAAAUAGCCGAACUCACAGUGUUAGAGCGACCCAGCUUUGUCCGUCGUCCCGGCAGCCAAGUUGUGCUUGUAGACCAGAGUGUGGAGUUCCGUUGCGAAGCACGCGGUGACCCGGUUCCGACGGUCCGAUGGCGAAAAGAUGACGGUGACCUGCCCAAAGCAAGGUAUGAGAUCCGGGAGGACCACACCCUGAAGAUUCGCCGUCUGACCUCAGCAGAUGUCGGUUCGUACACAUGCGUAGCGGAGAACAUGGUGGGCAAGGCAGAGGCAUCGGCCAGCCUCACCGUCCACGUUGUGUCUGUGCCACCAGCGUUUGUGGUGAGACCAAGGAACCAAGUGAUUGGUGUCGGCCGGACUGUCACCUUCCAGUGUGAGGCCACGGGGAACCCUCAACCGGCAAUUUUUUGGCAACGGGAAGGAAGUCAGAACCUGCUGUUUUCCUACCAACCGCCCCAACCGUCCAGCCGCUUCUCUGUAUCGCAGACGGGGGAUCUGACCAUAACCGGCGCCGAGCGCUCUGACGUGGGUUACUACAGCUGCCAGGCUCUAAACAUCGCCGGCAGUGUCAUCACCAAGGCACUGCUAGAGGUCACUGACGUGGUGUCAGAUCGUCCGCCCCCGGUCAUCCGGCAGGGUCCGACCAAUCAAACGGUGGCGGUGGACGGCACCGUGGUCCUCAGCUGCGUUGCAUCGGGUAAUCCCACCAUUUUGUGGAGAAAGGACGGCAUGCUGGUGUCCACCCAUGACUCACGGGUCAAGCAGCUGGACACGGGCGCUCUGCAGAUACGUUACGCUAAGCUGAGUGACUCCGGAUACUACACCUGCAUCGCAUCCACGCCCGGGGGCGAGGCCUCAUGGAAAGCUCAUCUCCAAGUUCAGGAGUUUGGAAUCCCAGUGCAGCCAAAUAGACCUACCGACCCCAAUUUGAUCCCAAGCGCCCCCUCAAAACCGGAAGUCACAGAUGUCACACGCACCUCAGUCACGCUCUCCUGGAAGCCAAACCCAAACGCUGGGGCCACACCCACCUCCUAUGUCAUUGAAGCCUUCAGUCAUGCGUCGGGCAGCAGUUGGCAGACGCUGGCGGAUCAUGUGAAAAUGGAGUCGUAUGUACUGAAGGGCUUGAAGCCCAGCGCCGUCUACCUCUUCCUCGUGAGGGCAGCCAACGCUUAUGGACUAAGCGACCCCAGUCCAAUCACUGAUGCUGUGAAAACACAAGAUAUCCCCCCAACUAGCCAAGGCGUGGACCACCGUCAGAUCCAGAGGGAGCUUGGCGAGGUGGUCAUCCACUUGCACAACCCUACCAUCUUGUCAUCAUCCUCUGUCAGGGUGCAGUGGACGGUAGAGCAGCAGUCCCAGUACAUCCAGGGUUACAAGGUGAUGUACAGGCCUUCUCCGGAGGGACAACCGCGGAGUGACUGGGCUAUAUUCGAGGUGCGCACGCCAGGCGAGGACAGCGCCGUCGUACCUCAACUCCGCAAGGGCGUCACGUACGAGUUCAAAGUGCGGCCAUUUUUCAACGAAUUCCAAGGCACCGACAGCGACGUGAAAAUCGGCCGGACCCUGGAGGAAGUGCCUAGCGCGCCGCCCCGUGAGGUUACAGUGACUGAAAGCGGCGACAACGGGACUGCCAUCGUGGUCUCCUGGCAACCCCCACCAGAGGAGGAGCGGAACGGGGUGGUCCAGGAGUACAAGAUUUGGUGCUUAGGAAACGAGAGCCGGUACCACAUCAACCGCACUGUGGACGCCACCACCUUCUCCGUGCUCAUUCCCAGUCUGGCUCCGGGGGUCCGCUAUGGCGUGGAAGUGGCGGCAAGCACCGGGGCAGGCCCCGGGGUCAAGAGUGACGUCACCUACUUCCAACUCGAUGCAUCAGGGAGGAUGACGACGGCAGCGGAGGGCCCACAGAAUCCUCUAUCGCAGCAGAUAUCUGAUGUGGUGAAACAGCCGGCAUUUAUCGCCGGUAUCGGUACCGCAUGCUGGAUCAUCCUGUUGGUCUUCAGCAUUUGGCUGUACCGGCACAGGAAGAAAAGGAACGGACUCUCCAGCAGCUACGCUGGAAUACGCAAGGUGCCAUCUUUCACCUUCACACCAACUGUGGCGUACCAAAGAGGCGGAGAAGGAGUGAGCAGUGCUGGAAGGCCAGGCCUCCUCAACAUGGGCGAGUCUGCCACGCAGCCCUGGCUGGCUGACACUUGGCCCAACUCGUGCUCCAACCACAACAACUGCAGCAUCAACUGCUGCGCCGCCGGUAACGGCAAUAGCGACAGCAACCUGGCGACGUACAGCCGACCUGCCGACUGCAUCGCCAAUUACAACAGCCAGAUGGACAAUAAGCAAAGCGGCCUCCUGGUGCCCGAACCAGGGAUGUACGGCGAUGUGGACCUGUCCAAUAAGAUCAACGAGAUGAAGACCUUCAACAGCCCAAACCUAAAGGACGGCCGCUUCGUGGGUACCGGCGGCCAGCCCACACCAUACGCCACCACGCAGCUCAUCCAGUCGUCCAUCAUGAGCAAUAACGAGAGAGGGACUGCGGGUGGAGGAGGAGUUGUUGGAGGGGAGCUGAAUGACAAACACUGUUGGAAGCCCGCUGGCGGCAUCUUGCAGCCCAAACAGGAAAUGCAGUACAGCAUCAUGGAGCAAAACAAGCUCAACAAGGAUCGCUACAGAGGGGGUGACACCUCCAUGAUGCCCGCCACCAUACCCUACAAUCACAGCCACGACACCCACACUGGAGGUUCCUACAACAGCUCAGACCGAGGUAGCAGCAGCACCUCUGGCAGCCAGGGUCAAAAGAAGGGAACACGCACCCCCAAACUGACAAAACAGAGCACAAUGAAUUGGGCCGACCUUCUGCCUCCCCCGCCUGCUAACCCGCCUCCGACGCGGAGCGCCGAGGACUACUCACUGUCAAUGGAAGAAAGCUGCGACCCAGACAUGCAGUGCUCCAUGCCGCCCUCUCACAUGUACCUUCAGCCCGGCGAGCUAGAGGACAUGGAGGAGGAAGAGAUGGAGAGGGGGCCCACUCCUCCUGUCCGCGGCACGGCGUCCUCCCCCGCCGCCGUGUCGUACAGCCACCAGUCCACUGCAACACUAACGCCUUCGCCGCAGGAAGAGAUGACGCCCAUGCUACAGGAGGCGCCCGACAGCCACGAGCGCAGGCGCCAUGCUGUGAGCCCCCCACCCCCUCCCAUGCCCCUUUCGCCAUCACAUACAUAUAGUUACAUCAAUAAUCCCCUGGAUACCGACGGCAUGGAGGACGAUGAAGAGGCAAUUCCAGAGGAAGACGAGGAGGAAGAGGACACUGACGCCGAGGUUGCAAAGAUGCACUACCACCACACCCACCCCCACCACCCGCAGAUGCACCAACGGCGGUUGCUGCUACGGGGCAUCGAACAGACGCCGGCGUCCAGCAUGGGCGACCUGGAGAGCUCAGUGACGGGUUCCAUGAUCAAUGGUUGGGGUUCCGCCUCUGAGGAAGAUAAUGUCUCCUCGGGGAGGUCCAGUGCCGUCAGCUCGUCAGACGGAUCCUUCUUUACGGACACCGACUUUGCGCAAGCUGUUGUGGCCGCCGCGGAAUACUCGGGCAUGCGGGUGGCCAGACAUCCGGGCAUGCAAGGCCAGGAAAGUGUACCACUAUCAGCACGGAAAUACCAAAUCCACCCAGUGGGCCAUCGUCCAAGCAGCCCAGUGUCCACAGACAGCAGCAUGAGUAUGGCGGCGGUGCAGAGGAGGCCUCCGAAGAAGCAGAAGCACCACACACCAGUGGGGAACCAGAGACGUGAAGCCUACAAUGAAGAUCUUCCACCGCCACCCAUCCCUCCCCCGGCGGUGCUAAAGUCCCCCACGCAUCCCUCCAAAGUGAGCCUGGAGGGCCGAGGAGUGGUCUCGCCCAAAUCGGGAGAUGGUAGAGACAAGAGAGGGGCAGCUGGAGCAGGGGGAUAUCGACCCAAAGAUGGCUCGGACCCUAGAACCAGCUCAUCGGAACGCAGGGAGGCCCAGGAGAGACAAAAAGUACAUGGGAGCAAAGGCGGCCAGAGGGGGCGCCAACAAGGAGAGGACAUUCUGCCGUACAGCCGACCGCAGUUUCCUGUGGUCAACAGCCCGCGAGACCCGAGCUCCUCCAGCUCCAUGUCGUCUAGGGGCUCAGGCGGCCGGCGGAGAGGCGAAGCUGGCCAAAGGAACCUGGCUGACAUGAGCCUCAGCACCACAGGGACUUUGCAGGCAGGAAAUGAAGAGCUUGAGAUGGUGGAAAGCUGA